Molecule: messenger RNA, 1176 nt
Organism: Suillus clintonianus
Lineage: Eukaryota; Fungi; Basidiomycota; Agaricomycetes; Boletales; Suillaceae
Exons: 8
Coding region: 1-1176 (391 amino acids)
Source: RefSeq, a predicted model, not a curated record
AUGUCGCAAGCUGAGGACGGCAGCACGUCACAUGGCACUGAUGGCAGCACACCGCGUACUGAGAGCUGGCAGAACAACCACAGUUUUCAGCAGCCGCGGCCCCCCGGGCCAGACCCAUCCCAAGAAAUGUUUGGGCAAGCUCGGCAGCGACGAAAAAUCACCAAACUAGAGGGGAAGAUAGAGACUCUUGAAUCCGGGCGAGCUGCGAAAGAAAGGCAAACAAAUUACUACCUGUCCCAAGGAAGAGCCUACAGGCGUAUCGUCUCUCUCUUUGAUGGCAUUGAGGAUCUCGUUUCAGAAAAUGAUAGAAGAUAUGAUGUCAAUGAAGAUGACGAGUCUGCUACUUUCGACCAAAAGAGGCUGCAAGCAGGGUACACCAUCCUGAUAGGAGCCUUGCCAUGGUUAGUGAAGAAGGCCAUGGACGCCGAGAACGAUGAGUACAUACGCAUGUUAAAAUUGCUCAGGCAGGGGGCUGACGCUGCUCGUGGGGACGAUACAUCAAAACUCAAGGCUCUUAUCUCAGAUUGGGUCAAUCGCGAAUUGAAACCAGACCCUCCUAUUGACCACGAUGAUAAGCAUGGUCGUGGAUUCAUCAGUGAUGCGUCUGUAACGGAGCUCUCCUUUCCAACAUUUUUAUAUGAAAAGUACAACGCUAAUCCGGACGACCUGGAGGAAGGGCUCUUCAAGGGAAAAAUUCUUGUGCAGGGCUACAAAGCUGUGUUUACUUCACCCUCUUCAGCAAAGGACAUCGACGGCGACGGCGAUGGCGCAGAUGUUGUCAGGAACAACGCGCGCAUGAAGAACACACUCUUGGGGUCCAAAGUGAAAAAACAUGUAGCACAGAUCAUCAAGUUGGAUAAAGUAACUCCGAGGUCUAUUGCUUAUAUUGCCUGCCAAGUCCGAUUCGCUCUUUCCUCCGUUACCUCGUGGCGGAUCGUCGACGGCGACUUCAACUACAUCCAGUUCUGGCGAAUUAUAGUGGAUUUUUUUGAAAGUCCCCCGGGCCGAGAAGCGCAGCGCAGGGUCACCAAACUCCUGGAGUGGUGGACUCGAAAAGUUUUCGGAAGGAGUCAGCGUGAGGACCUUAGCAAUGCAGCAAAGGCUUCCAUGUCCGUGAACGCUCUCGUGAUUCGAACUAGAUAUCUGUCAUUAUCUUCGCACCUUGCCUUUGUGUAG